CCUAGCCAGCAUGCUGUGGUUGGAUUCGCUGCCCAGCCGUGGAACAGAAACCUUUGCCGGCUGGAAAAUCCAUAAAAGAAAGCUCCUGUGAAAAGCGGAGGUAGACCAUAACUUAAGCGAAAUCAGGUUGGUGUAAGCUAACCAUCUCACUGUUUCCUGAGUACUUGGUAGCUGCUGAGACCCCUGCUAAUGUGCUGACUGUCGCUAUGGGCAGACGGUACCCAGAGGCUCACUGUCGUCCAGGAAGUUCAUGUGGAGUCAUCUUCAAGUCCUGAUGAGCAUGGCGUCACGGUCAUGAGUCUGGUCUUCGGAGAUAAACAGAUGUGAGUCCUAACACCAGCUCCAUCACUUGCCUUCGAAGACACCUUGGACAGAUUGCAAACUGUAACCUAGUUCCUGCACCAUUGCCCACGCCAGUGACCCAUGUCAGACAUACUUCCAGCUGACUCAGGUGUUGAUACCUCGGCAGUGUUUAUGGCCAGCAGCGGAACCACAGACGUCGCAAAUCGGAACAGCCCAGCCACACCACCAAACACCCUUAACCUCCGUUCCUCCCAUAAUGAACUAUUGAAUGCUGAAAUAAAACACGCAGAUGUCAAGAACAGCACGCCCCCCAAAUGCAGGAAGAAAUAUGCACUAACUAACAUCCAGGCGGCGAUGGGCCUCUCAGAUCCUGCUGCACAGCCCCUGCUGGGAAGUGGCUCAGCCAACAUCAAGCUGGUGAAAAAUGGGGAGAACCAGCUCCGGAAGGCCGCAGAGCAGGGUCAGCAGGAUCCCAACAAGAACAUCAGCCCUGCUGCCGUCAUCAACAUAACUUCUGAGAAGUUGGAGGGGAAAGAGCCCCACCCAGAGGAGCCAUCGGGCUGUGAGAUUUUGCCUUCCCAGCCCAGGAGAACUAAAAGCUUCCUCAGUUACUAUGCAGACCUUGAGACCUCAGCCAGAGACCUGGAGCAGAACCUGGCCAGCUGCCAUGGGGUUGGGGAAGACAAGGCCCAGCCAGGCCAGGACCAGGCCCCCACCAUCAUUGGGAAUAGUGACUUGCUGCUGCAGAAACCAAACAAACCCCAGUCCAGCCCAGAGGAUGGCCAAGUGGCCACAGUGUCAUCCAGCCCAGAGACCAAGAAGGAUCAUCCCAAAACAGGGGCCAAAACCGACUGUGCCCUUCACCGAAUCCAGAACCUGGCCCCGAGCGACGAGGAGUCAAGCUGGACGACCUUGUCCCAAGACAGUGCCUCCCCCUGCUCCCCAGAUGAAACAGCGGAUAUCUGGAGUGAACACUCAUUUCAGACAGAUCCGGAUUUGCCGCCUGGCUGGAAAAGAGUCAACGAUAUUGCUGGGACCUAUUAUUGGCACAUCCCAACAGGAACGACUCAGUGGGAACGGCCCAUCUCCAUCCCAGAAGAUCUUCCUGGUUCUCGAAAAGGGUCACUUAGUUCUGUAACGCCAUCUCCCACCCCAGAAAAUGAGAAACAGCCAUGGAGUGAUUUUGCUGUUCUGAAUGGGGGGAAGAUUAAUAGUGACAUUUGGAAGGACUUGCAUGCAGCCACCGUUAACCCAGACCCCAGUUUAAAGGAAUUUGAAGGAGCAACCCUACGCUAUGCAUCUUUGAAACUCAGAAAUACCCCUCGUGCUGAUGAUGACGACUCUUGUAGCAUCAACAGUGACCCAGAAGCCAAGUGUUUUGCUGUGCGCUCUCUGGGAUGGGUGGAGAUGGCAGAGGAAGACCUCGCCCCUGGCAAAAGCAGCGUUGCUGUCAACAACUGCAUCAGGCAGCUUUCUUACUGCAAAAACGACAUCCGGGAUACAGUCGGUAUUUGGGGAGAGGGCAAAGACAUGUACCUGAUCCUGGAGAACGACAUGCUCAGCCUGGUGGACCCCAUGGACCGCACCAUGCUGCACUCUCAGCCCAUCGUGAGCAUCCGUGUGUGGGGUGUGGGCCGUGACAAUGGCCGAGAGAGGGAUUUUGCUUAUGUUGCAAGAGACAAAGAUACAAGAAUUUUGAAAUGUCAUGUAUUUCGAUGUGACACACCAGCAAAAGCCAUCGCCACAAGUCUCCACGAGAUCUGUUCCAAGAUUAUGGCUGAACGGAAAAAUGCCAAAGCCCUGGCCUGCAGCUCCCUCCAGGAGAGGACCAACGUGAACCUUGGUGUUCCUUUGCAAGUAGAUUUUCCAACACCAAAGACUGAGCUGGUGCAGAAGUUCCACGUGCAGUAUUUGGGCGCACUACCUGUGGACAGGCCAGUCGGCAUGGACACCCUGAACAGUGCCAUAGAAAAUCUUAUGACCUCAUCUAACCAGGAGGAUUGGCCUUCAGUGAACAUGAAUGUGGCCGAUGCCACUGUGACGGUCAUCAGUGAAAAGAAUGAAGAGGACAUCUUGGUGGAGUGCCGAGUACGGUUCCUGUCCUUCAUGGGUGUCGGGAAGGAUGUCCACACAUUUGCCUUCAUCAUGGACACUGGGAACCAGUGCUUUGAGUGCCACGUGUUCUGGUGUGAGCCUAAUGCUGCUAGCGUGUCGGAGGCCGUCCAGGCUGCCUGCAUGUUACGGUACCAGAAGUGCUUGGUAGCCAGGCCACCUUUACAGAAAGUUCGACCACCUCCUCCGCCAGCAGACUCAAUGACCAGAAGAGUAACAACCAAUGUAAAACGAGGGGUCUUAUCCCUCAUUGACACUUUGAAACAGAAGCGCCCUGUCACAGAAACGCCAUAGCUGCUUGUGUUAUGACUCAGCCACGCUAAAGAUAAGAGACUGAGACCUGGCCUUCCGUUCAGUUGCUGAUGCUUUGUCUCCAGAGAAUUUAUCCUUCGCCAAACAGUGUUAGACAAGCAUGUUCUCUCGUCUUGCCACCAUCGUGUGAUAUGAAAAGAAGCAUGAGUAAUUUUUUUUGCUGUCAGUAAAAGUUACAUCAUGAGCCGUGGAAGGUCUUUUUCUUAUUGUAAAUAUUGUGAACUUGACUUUACACACACAGAGAAGAAUGUGGUUACACCCGCCUAGUGAACUAGAGCGUCCUUGGAGUGAAUGAUGCCUGGGUUCGUUCCCCUGUCCUCUUGACUGGACCUGUCACAAGCAACCUUUGAGCCCUACAGCACUUUUGUCUGUUUUCAGCACUGGAAACAUUGAGACGUUGAACAUCAGAUCCCAUUGAAUUGCUGUAAAAAUAGGAAUGACAAGUUUGGGGGUUUCGUUUUUCAUAAAAGUGACUCUGUUGGAUGACAAAAUUGGUUGUUGGCAUCAGUACAGACACCAACUGGCGCUUUCCUCAUUGAGCCCUUUGAUCAUGGGACACCAUUUCAUGUCUACAGCUGUUUGUGGAAUACUAGAAAAAAGUGAGACUUUAAAAUUGAAAAACAAAUUGGAGGAAUUAAAAUCGAACAAAAAAUAGGCUUUUCAGAUGGUUUUCAAAUCAAUUAUUUUAAAAAGAGAUUAACAAAACCAUACUGCAUUUCGGAUGGGACAUAUUUCAAACUUCUGCCUUACAUUGUACGAUGCAGCUAGAGAAUUACAGUUCACGGUGGCCAUUCUCUACCCAAACACUAAUGUGAAAUACUCCUCACAAGCCUUUCAUCCGUAGUUUGAUAACCAGCCAAUAUGCAAUCUGGAGUUGAGGGAAUGUCCUUUGUAUCUCUUGUCACACACUGUUAUUUUAAUUUUUGUUAGUCCACAUCCUAGAGGUCACUGUUCUGCUAGAAUUCUGCAUUGAGCUCAACCUUUCUCUAAUGCUUUUUGUCCAGAAAGCUGUCUGUCCAUCCCAUAUUGUCCAUGGCAACGAAUUACAUUUAAGUUGAUCUUUCUUGAAUUUAUGUAUUUAAUAUUAGAAUUUGUUGGACUUAACUAGAUACAGCUUAAGUUUUUAUAUUUGUCCAUUUUACUUUAAAGAUUUAAAAUUUUCACAACAGAGCAAAAAUAUCCAUAGGAACGAUGGACUGCUUAACAGUUUCUCAAAAAUAGCAUUUUCCUGCUUUUUAUGUAGAUAAGAAACUUAGCUAUAAAGAUACACAAAUUUAGACUCUUGUUGACAUUGUUUUAAAAAGAAGUUGCUAAGGAGAUCAAUUCAAAUAUCGGUCUUACUUUUUAAUGUCAAAAUUCACAUUUACAGCAUCGCUAUAAAAAUAAUGCUUUGUUUAUACACUGCUUCGUACUUGGCAAAGUGGCUUCCACAUUCUUACCACAUUUGAGCCUUAUAAGGUAGAAAAGGUACUAAAUACAUUAGAAAAAUCAAAAUAUGAAGUAUCAAAAGUUUCCAUCAAAGGGCCUAAGAUCUCACCAAAGCUCAUCAGUGAGCCAGAACCAGGAACCACAGUCCCAGCCUUGCUGUGCUAGGCUGCCUCCACUCAGCCAGGAAGACCCUUUCCAAGUGACUGGGCACAUACAAAGAGGAGCAGCUAUGGAAGUACUGUCAGGCAAUCUCAGAACUCUGGAGUCAGUAAAGAUGGCCAGUUUCCUUAUGCAGUGGUAUUAAAUUAUUCCUAAAACCCUUGCCUCCCUCAGUCCAGGACCAUGUGUUGCAGAGGACAGGUGUCUACAUUCAGCAGCCUGUUUCGGCCUGUGAGGUUUUCCUAACUCAUGGCGUUUAGCUACCAGAAGACGUGAUGGAGUGAGUAGGAGACCUUCUGCUUGCCGUUCCCUCCCAGAAUUCAUGGAGCGGGGAGCAGAGGGGCUAGAACUGUUUGCUGGCACCCUAUUGUUACAACAAAAAUGAUGCUUUUUAGAAAUGCAUUAAACUUUGCACCAACUUGCAUACUAUUCUGUCUGGAGUAACCAGUGCCAUCAUGACAAAUUACUGCAUUAAGAAAACCUUACUGUGCCCUGUGAAAAGCUGUUCAAAAUUCAGUCAUGAUCGUUCAUCUUCAUCUGCACAGUGAAACGUUUCAGUGUGAUAAAUUUCAAAACUCUAAACAAGUAAUCCACUUUUCUACAGGAAAUCUCUACCAGAAACCCCUGUUCAUUUUUUAAGGCAUACCUUUUUUGUUUUUCAGCAUCGAGAAUACUGAGCUAGCUUUAAGUAGCAAACUGAUUUAUAUAUGCAAUUAUAAGAUGCAGUAAGAUGAAAGAUAGCCUUUGCGUAUUGACAACUUUACUGCAGAUAUUGUUUUGAAAAUAGCUUUGCAUACUAAAUGCAGUUAAUUUUUGUAAAAUUAAUUAUGUUAAACAGUAUGUUCAGACACUUUCUGCCAUGGCCAAAAAGUAUGUAUGAAAGAAUGUAUGUAUUUGUGAGAGGAUGCCCGUGUUUUACCUGAGAUCUUAGCGACGCUUCAGUGAUCUAUGCAUUCUUUACAGCUGCAAUUCGGUAAACACGCAGCCAUGUUCACUAUGCCUUGUAUGUCUUAUCACUUUUUAAUUAACCUGUUAAAUACAGCUUAAAAUAUUUUUAUUUUAUUUAUUCUAUUUUUACUGAAAUAUACCGCAUUAUUGUGUUAAUGUAUUAUCUCUCCUGGAUAUUAUGUUACAUCAUAUCCAGGUCUGAGUAAUCUCAGUGAACUAUACAUUGCCUAAACGGUGGUUUUGUAAUGAUUUGUAGUCACAUUUCUAUUGGAAUAUGUAGAAGAAAAGGCAAAAAUGCUUAAAGUUCCUUUUAUUUUUAAAAAGCAGCUAGCUAGAUGCAGUCUUGCCACCUCAACUAUGUGCACCUUGGCAGCGUCAGGGGACCAGCCAACACGCCUGUGGCUAAGAACUUUCCUUUGUAGACUAAAGCACUGUGCAGUGCUUCAUUUUUUUACACCCUCACAACACGUACGGUUUCAUCUAAAAGACAGAUACACAUUUCCACCUGGACAGGUCACCCAUAGCUAGUUACAACCAUUGUUUUCUGUUUGUCUGUCUUACUGCAUGAAGGGACAUUAGACCCAUUUCCAUUAAAACAAGUUCUUGGUGAUAAACUGUUGGCGCUGCUACCUUUUUUUAAGUCCCCAUUUUAAGAUGGACACCUGGAAGAGUAUUCCAUACAAAGCCAUUUACUAACAACCCCCAAAGCUUCCUUCAUUUGUAUGGCACACUCAUCUCGUAAGCAUUGCAACACAAGAUUUCAGAAACAACAUGAAAAAUGUCUGCCUGAUGUUAGCACAAUUUAAUAAAACCAUUAGCUCUCUAGUUGGCCAGCGUCACCUAGUACACAUCUAAUGUGUGCCUACAGCCAGUGACACGCAGCUUCCAAGCAAAGAUCCUGCUCCCACCAUGAGAGCAGGCCCUGGCAUCCAGAGCAGCUGGCUUGUCCUGAAAGGACGUUUCAUUUUCCUUUUUAUGUCUUCUGCUGUUGACCACUUUUACACAUUGAAAUGUAACGUGUUGUGAGAAUAAAUUUAGCUGCACAAAAUGUUUGGCUCAUUUCUCUGACAACUCAUUCACAUAGGAAGGACAAACAGAAAUUUUGUGUCUCUAUAGUGGUCAUUUUAUUUUUGUACUAUUCUUACCUGAAAUGAAAUCCUUUUAGUAAUGUAAGGUUCUGUUCUUAUUAGAGACUGCAUCUUUCUGUCUGGUAGGAACUGGAAAGUAACUUGAGAUUUUGAGGCAUCGCCCUGUCUUUAUUUGGCAUUCUGGACACAGCACAUUUAGUUACCAACCCAGACUCUUUCUGCAGUCUCUAGGAUUGAGGCAUUUCAGCACAAAGAAGCCUGUCAUUCAUUUAAGAACCUAGUUUCAGAGACUGAAGAACAGAGGCAUGCAGACAUUAAAUCCAAGUGCUGUGUAGCUAGGUUAAGUUUAACCACGGGACACAUGGACGUUGACAAGUAGCAUUUAAAGUGUGGACCCAAUUUUUGUUCAUCCUGCUCUCCCCCACUAGGUCCUCUUAUGCUAUGAAAAGCAGUAACUCUCAAUGAACAAAAGUUCAUUUUGGUUUCAGGGUAGUUUCAAAUAAAAAUCUGAAUUUGCUAUUAGAGUAUCUGAACACUAAUAAUUUAUUUUUAGUUUUUUGCAACACUUUAAGAAGCUGGAGAAAGUAAAAUGCUAAACAGAAAAUGUCAGUGUGACCAAUAUUCCUCACUAUAAUUCUGUUGCUUUUAUCCAAAGUGUUUUUCCCUUUUAACUACCAAAAUAUUUAAAUAAUUGAUCCUGUCCUCCUUAGAAGAGGAUUCUUCUCAAAGAAUAAAAUAUAGGCGUAAUUAAGGAAUAGUUUAAUUCAGAAUCUCCAUAAACUUCUAAAGAAAAAACUUGUACCAAGAUGCAUGUUGGGAGAUACCAAAAGUAAGUGGCUAGAAGUGGAGAACUGAGUCACACUGCUAGAGACUAGAAGGCACUCAAGCUACUUCAUAACAAUGAGAAUUAACAAGACACACCUGGAAAAGUUCCACCCUGGGGUGGCGGUGGGGAGGGCGGAUGAGAUUCCUGGGAUGAAAUACCAGCUCCUUCCUGAGGCACGUUACAUUAAGCCACAUUGCCCUUCUAAGUGUGGGGUUCUCUAAGCCAGAUCUGGGUGGAGAUGACACAAUGAAACAUACUAUAAUUCUGAAGUUUUUGAAUUUAGUAAAAUGAGCUGAGCAUUUAAAAUACUCCGUGGGUUUGGUGCUAGGGACGGAACCUAGGGCCCUGCACAUACUAGCCAAGUGCUCUACCACUGAGCUACAUCCAGAGUCAUACUGUGUAACCCAGGCUGGCUUAAAAUAUGUCACCCUUCUGCCUCUGCCUCCUGAGUUCUUUGUUUUUUAAGAGUCAUAAUUAACAUGAGUAGAAUUCUUUGAGGAUUUAAAAUAUUAUAAGCCUCAUGUAUAAAACUUUCUUCGGCUACAGAUUUUAGUGAAAAAUGUAAGUCUUUAGCUAAAAUAAAAAUAGUACUUAUGAAAAUGAAAUUCACCAUUUUUCUCCCAAAUUCAAGUGAGAAAAUAAAAGAGCUGAAACAGACCUCAGUAUUCUACGAAAGCAUGCCACCUGAGAUGAGCAGUCAGAAAUUUACUAACACUUGUCCACAGCUGAAUUCUGAAACUAAAACUUUAACUUCAAACUUAAUGUGUCGAUGAGCUUUUUAAAAUAAGAUUUAUAGUCAGUUAUUCUACUUGAUAACAAUUUGUUGCCAUGAUGAAAAAAAUCAAUAGACCCAAAAAUGAUAAUCAUCCCAAUUUCAGUAGGCAAUAGAUAAUACAUCAAGAUGAAUUGACAUUUAAUGUAACAGUGCUGCACUAUGU
Molecule: messenger RNA, 8114 nt
Organism: Castor canadensis (American beaver)
Lineage: Eukaryota; Metazoa; Chordata; Mammalia; Rodentia; Castoridae
Source: RefSeq, a predicted model, not a curated record